AUGGAGAUGAUACGAACUAGUUCUGAUUCAAAUUAUCAUGGAUCGUAUUUAUUACUUGGCAACAAUGAUGAUUCAACUUUACCAACGAAUUCCAUAAAUCAUAACGAUUUUAUUUUUAAUCAUAAUUACUCAACAAUUACCAAUAAUUAUUCGUUAAGUGCAUCGUCACCGGCGAGUUCGGAUAGUGGAUUAUUUUCACCAAUUCGAUCGAAUUAUAUCAAAAAUGAAACACCGAUUAAAAAUUCCGAAAAUAUUUAUUACCAACUUUACGAACCGGCGAAAAAUGGACGUAAAACGAAUUAUUUCAUGGAAUCGCCGAUUAUUUAUUCAAGUACCCAUCAAGAAGUAGUGCCAUCAGUGAAACCGGAAAAACGUAAAUCGAAUCGAGGUCGUAAAAAAAAUAGUGAAUUACGUGGCGAUAAACCACCAUCACCUACAGUGUUAAAAAAACGUCGUUUAGCAGCGAAUGCUCGUGAAAGACGUCGAAUGAACGGUUUAAAUGAAGCAUUCGAUCGGUUACGUGAAGUGAUACCGUGUUUAGGUAGUGAUCAUAAGUUAAGUAAAUUUGAGACGUUACAAAUGGCACAGACUUAUAUUGCGGCAUUGUGCGAUUUAUUGGAACGGGAGAAAAUGAAUCGAUAA
Molecule: messenger RNA, 642 nt
Organism: Chrysoperla carnea
Lineage: Eukaryota; Metazoa; Arthropoda; Insecta; Neuroptera; Chrysopidae
Product: T-cell acute lymphocytic leukemia protein 1 homolog
Exons: 2
Coding region: 1-642 (213 amino acids)
Molecular function (GO): protein dimerization activity
Source: RefSeq, a predicted model, not a curated record